CACUGAAUCUUUCUCCUCCAAUCAGCAGCAAGAUGCCGAUGAGCACAGAGGCUUGGCUACACCCACAUAGGGAGGUGUGUGGUGUAUAAGUAUAGGGAUCCGUCUGAGCUAGUGGCACAUCACAGAGAGAAAGCAAAUAGCUCUCUGUUUUCCAGCUAAGCAGAGGAGAGAGAGAGAUUCAGACACUUGUUAGUGUGAAGUUCUAGGAAGACUCAAAAGCAAGGAAGCAGCAGCAGGAACGACACAGGCAACAGCGGAGAGCAUCACCGCUUGCUGGGGAAGUUCUCAACAGCUCAGCUCGGGGAUUAAGGACUCCUGGGAGACGGAGGAAGGACCAGACACUGAAGAGAACUUUUUUUUGUCCUGGACUUUGGCUGUAGCACAAGGGCAGUUGGACGGCAAGACUUCCCAGGGUGAUUUUCUUGAUUUGGUUGUGUUUGUAAUUUGCAGGGGAAACAGGGAGUCCAUUUCUGGACUGGGUGGUUGCGACUUUUGGAGAGAGUCUGUCAAAGGGGCGAAAGCUUGAUUACCCACAGCUAGGAAACAUGCAGUUGGACAACAUCAACCAGGUGAACCUCCACUCUUUCCAGGGCCACCGCGGCGUGGCCAAUAACAACAAGCCCAAUGUGAUUCUCCAGAUAGGGAAGUGCAGGGCAGAGAUGCUAGACCACGUCAGGAGGACCCACCGGCACCUCCUGACCGAGGUGUCAAAGCAGGUGGAGCGGGAGCUGAAAGGCCUGCAGAAGUCGGUGGGGAAACUUGAGAACAACCUUGAGGACCAUGUCCCCUCGGCUGCUGAGAACCAGAGGUGGAAGAAGUCCAUCAAGGCCUGCCUGUCUAGAUGCCAGGAGACCAUUGCUCACUUGGAGAGGUGGGUCAAGAGAGAGAUGAAUGUCUGGAAGGAAGUGUUCUUCCGCCUGGAGAAGUGGGCUGACCGGCUCGAGUCUGGUGGGGCGAAGUACUGCCAUGGAGACAACCACAGGCAGACUGUCUCAGUAGGGGUGGGAGGCCCAGAGAUCAGGCCCAGUGAAGGGGAGAUUUAUGAUUAUGCCCUAGACAUGAGCCAGAUGUAUGCCCUGACACCUCCUCCUACUGGGGAUGUCCCUAUCGUGCCUCAGUCCCAUGAUUCCUACCAGUGGGUCUCUGUCUCAGAAGAUACUCCACCUUCCCCAGUGGAGACCCAGAUUUUUGAGGACCCCAGGGAGUUCCUGACUCACUUGGAGGACUAUCUGAAGCAGGUGGGUGGCACUGAGGAGUACUGGCUCUCUCAGAUUGAGAACCACAUGAACGGGCCGGCCAAAAAGUGGUGGGAGUACAAGCAGGACUCCGUCAAGAACUGGCUGGAGUUCAAGAAGGAGUUCCUUCAGUAUAGCGAGGGCACCCUGACCAGGGAUGCCAUUAAGAGAGAGCUGGAUCUCCCUCAGAAGGAUGGAGAACCCCUAGAUCAGUUCCUCUGGCGCAAAAGGGACCUGUACCAGACCCUCUACGUUGAUGCUGAGGAGGAGGAGGUCAUCCAGUAUGUGGUAGGGACCCUCCAGCCCAAACUCAAACGCUUCCUCAGCCACCCUUACCCCAAAACUUUAGAACAACUGAUCCAGAGGGGCAAGGAAGUUGAGGUCAACUUUGACAACUCUGAGGAGCCCAGUCCCCAGAGGACCCCUGAGUUGAGGGACUCAUUGGAAAGCCUCCCUCCCUCCACCACUGCCAGCCCUAUCGCUAGUGACGGAACUCAACCUGAGGUUUCUGUCCCGACCACAGUGAUAUGAGCAGAGUAGUGUGAAACAGGUAUGACAAAGAAGGGGGUUGGUGGAUUAUUUAGGAAGGCAGUUUCCUUUCAUCUGAGAACUUCAGCCAUGGUGGGUCUGAAGAUACACUCAGCCUAAUGACCGGUAGGAGGAAAAUCUAAUUUUCUUCAAGAUCAACCACGCUGAGAGCGUGGCUAGCCUGAAUCACUCAAGAUGGUUCAAGCUGGAUAAUGGAUGGCUCUUUUGAGGAUUUCUUUUUUAAAAGCCAUUGCAAGGACUGGACUAUGUCAGAAAGACAAACCAGCCUCUUCGUCGUGGCAGAGGCAGCCACACCUCCUGGGGCACAGCUUCCCAGGGAAUUUCAUCGGGCGUGACAGAAGGAUUUCCUUCUCGCUCACAUCAGUCCUUUCCUUCAAGGUGCUUUUCCUUCCAGACAUUCUCCUCCCCGCUUCUGGGAACCAUCAGUGGACUUUCACUAACUCUCUUGAAAGCUAUUGGUUUCCCCCUCUUUCUCCUGCUUCUUCCAACUUUUCAGCUGAGCUCCAAACAGAUUGGGGAAGGGAACUUUUAGCAAGUUUGGGGAGGUCCUGAAGGACUUCAGCAGGAGUUUCAGCCAUCAAAUUAACCCAUUCCCUGCUCUCACCCAACUCUCAUGUUUCCAUCUCCAAGUGGACCUCUGGAUUCUCUUUGGCUUUGACUUGGGCACUCAGGUCUUUCAGCUCCAGAAGGAUCAUCGGCCACACAUUCAAGAGUGGCCAUGAGCCUGAUGCUUUGCUACUCUACAUUCUAGAUUUUGGGAAGAUAGGGCUUUGCA
Molecule: messenger RNA, 2559 nt
Organism: Podarcis raffonei (Aeolian wall lizard)
Lineage: Eukaryota; Metazoa; Chordata; Lepidosauria; Squamata; Lacertidae
Gene: ARC
Product: activity regulated cytoskeleton associated protein
Exons: 1
Coding region: 546-1766 (406 amino acids)
Biological process (GO): positive regulation of AMPA receptor activity; modulation of chemical synaptic transmission
Molecular function (GO): mRNA binding
Source: RefSeq, a predicted model, not a curated record